Pseudo-nitzschia multistriata is the source of this 2357-nucleotide messenger RNA. The record is from the annotation of a GenBank genome assembly. Lineage: Eukaryota; Bacillariophyta; Bacillariophyceae; Bacillariales; Bacillariaceae.
CAACCCUCUUCCCCAACUUCCAGUCCGUUGGACUCAAUAUUGCUCAUGAGGGUAUGAAAUAAUUUUUUGGAAGUCCGGUUUCCUUGCUGUAGAAGUUCGGUACCAUAAGUUGGAAAUCACUGAAAAGAAUUAAGUACAGUUUCUGGCAAACGAACACACCAGUACAGGAAGAUCUACGACGACGAACUCGAAUGCAAUUGGCAAUUGGCAAUUGGCAAUUGGCACCACUCAAAAGACAAUUUCACAGCAACCAUGGACCAAACGAAAUCGAAAUAUCCGGAAUCAGCGAGUUAUCAAACGCUAGAGAGCAAUCUUCGACGACGWGAGCCAGCUUCGCAGCUGCGACGGCCAAAGCAGAUACCUCUGUUCGGUCUUCUAUUCGUUCUAUCGAUAGUUUCGACUUCUUUUAACAUUCUGUAUGCCCAUUACACCRAUGUCGAUCUCAACCAAGCAGUCSMUACACGCAGCGUUAAAGCCGCAAUGAUAUAUUUUGUGGAGCAAAAGGAUAACAUAAUUAAACUAUCUAACAAUUGGGGGAUAGCAGAAUCCAAUCCAAAGGAACAACAACGGAAAUUCUUUCGAUACGACGAGGCGGGUCCCAAGCCCAUUGCGGGGACGGCACGAUCCCACGCUUUGCCAAAUGCCGUCCCAGUUACCAACAUUAUUCCACGAGAAUAYGCGGAGAAUAAAGAGUAUCAUAUUUCCCAGCGAAAAAACAGCACGCUGCCRCACUCUUUCAUAAAACCCUUCCCAACUAGUAAGGCAGGGAAAAAACUGAAACAGAAACAUCCGGAAUUAUACMGGGACUUGGGAAACUACAAUUGGAACCACACUUAUCACGACGACUAUCGGACGCUCUAUUUGUACAAUCCAUCUAUCUUGCCCCUUCACCAAACCGUGCGUCGGGAACAGCAAGACAGCGACAAAGAUCCUGAUUGGUUGUCGGCAACUGACCUACAAGAAUUAACUGGUGGAGAUCUAAGAGUUCGUUACGUUGCUGUGUUCCGCGCCUACCUGGGAUGCAACUGCUUUGGUCGAAAAAAUGGUGAUCGGACAUUGAUGACUGCGGGUGAACAAAUUAGUUACAUGGCCAUAGCUUUGUUAGACGAGUCUCUCGACGUUAUUGAGGGGACAGAUGUAUUGAUCGACCUGAAUGCAUUUUAUGGGGAAGGAAUCAGAGGCUAUUUCAGACAAUUCGCAGAGGAUUGUCGUAUUUCUCUCCUCAAGGGCACAAUCAAUCUCAUUUGCAACAGUCAAAUGAAAAGAAUUCGAAUCAAACGAAAGAAAUUCAGUGGAGAGGUAAAGCAAAAGCAGGAAAGUAAUUAUCCUCCUCAAACUCCACCCCCAGGAUACGGAACGAAAGAGGGAAUGGCCUUCCCAUACAUCUUUCCCAACAUCCAUGGCCAUGGAUUGGAGGUAACACUGUUGUCACACAACGUUAAUAUCCACGGAGGAAAGAAUAUGAACGUCUUUCGAGCCCCUGUGGAACCAGAUUUCGGCGUAGUAAAUGAAAAGCCGACAGAGUACGAUUAUUAUCUCCAGACUUGGCCGGUACCCCACAAAUAUGAGAAACUCAUUGUACCCGAUGGGGGGCACGAGAACGACAGCAAAGUGCCGAAAAGAGCCAGAAGAUCUGAAGAGCACGCGGUCACGCCUCUCGAAAACCUCCCGCAACCGACUUUCGACACUCCCGAUGUUGCCCAYAAUAUUACACGCUGUGACGAYGAAAACAACAAGAAAGCUAUGAACUGCACCGAUCCCGUCGUAAAUACCUUUUGGGAGAAUGGAAAGGAUCACGGUAAUGCUUGUUGCGUGAAGAUGCUUUUGCCUYACARAGACGUCAACGAACGAAAUACGACGAUAGAGGUCAUGGUAGGGAUUUCUCACAAAAAAACGAGUCAACGAUCGAAUUUUUGGCUUUUAGAUAUACACAAACGCUAUGAAAACGUUGGGCWUGAUCAGUUUGUCUCCCGCUUUGUAGCAUACGAUGCCAAGCCUCCUUUUGACAUUGUUGCUCGGAGCGGUUGGUUYUGUUUGGGGUUUGCCGACGAGGGCGAAAGCGUUGGCCCUUUUGGAAAUACACUAGCGGGGAAAAACAAACGCGYCAAUCUCGAUCUUUUUGACGAGCAUUUCAACUGUCCAGUCAUUCAUUUCGUUAGUGGAUUUGCAGAAGCAGUAGGCAAUAGCUCCAGGGCUAUCAUURGUUAUGGCAUUAAUGAUUGCCAUCCAAGAAUGUAUUUUGUGGAAAAGGACGAUAUUUUUCAACUUUUGACGCAGUGAUGCGAGCAAGAUUAUUUAUUAUGAAGAUAAUGAGAGUCGUUGGAAAUAYUUUUUYUUAAUGAAAAAUGUGCUUUCAC